AUGCCUUUUGGCCUCACCAACGCACCUGCCACAUUCCAGGCCUUGAUGAACUGGAUCUUCAAGCCACACCUCCGCAGGUUUGUGUUGGUAUUUUUCGAUGAUAUUCUAAUCUAUAACAAGACUGAGGAGGAACACCUAGAGCACCUGAGAGUGGUGUUGGGUGUGCUGAGGGAGCAUCAGCUGAAGGCCAACUUCAAGAAGUGUGACUUCGCUCAGGCACGGGUGGAGUACCUGGGGCAUGUGAUAUCCCAGGAGGGAGUUGCUGCAGAUCAGUCCAAGAUAGAGGCAAUGCUGGCAUGGCCUCAACCCAAGACCUUGAAGGGGCUCAGGGGAUUCUUGGGAUUGACAGGCUACUACAGGAGGUUCGUGAGGGGAUACAGUACCAUAGCGUGGCCACUGACAGAGCAGUUGAAGAAGGACAACUUUUUAUGGGGAGAAGCAGCUUCAGAGGCUUUUGAGAAGCUGAAGAAGGCCAUGACGACAGUGCCAGUGCUUACUCUGCCGGAUUUCAACCAG
Dendrobium catenatum is the source of this 516-nucleotide messenger RNA. RefSeq lists its product as uncharacterized. The annotation marks the transcript as partial. NCBI's taxonomy places the organism in Eukaryota, Viridiplantae, Streptophyta, Magnoliopsida, Asparagales, Orchidaceae. The transcript has a single exon. The record is from RefSeq and is a predicted model, not a curated record.